This is a messenger RNA of Paramecium pentaurelia, 1041 nucleotides long. The record is from the annotation of a GenBank genome assembly. NCBI's taxonomy places the organism in Eukaryota, Ciliophora, Oligohymenophorea, Peniculida, Parameciidae.
AUGUUGAAAUCAAUAAUUUUUAUACAAAAGCAUUAACUGUUUGAUAUCGAAUAGAUGCAAAGUGCAUAAUCAAAAAGGAUUCUAACCAAAUAGAGUCCAUAAUCAAUUAAGUCCAAUAAACUUAAAUUAUCAUUUCAUCAAAAGAAUGUCAAACUCAUAAACAUAAAUGUCAAAACUAAACUACGAUCUCGUUCUUUUCCAACCUUAUUUAACCCUUUUAAAUAUAUAGAAGUUAAAGGUAUCACUAAAAAAUAGUCUAUUCUCCACACUCAACACUCCUUGAGUUCAUAAAAAUACAUUCGUAAAUCUAGACCUUUGAUAAUGAGUGAAAAAGACCUUGAAAAACAACACUAACAGUAAACAAAAGAAUUAUUUAAACAAAGAAGAAGAAGUUGUGAAUGUGAAUUUUGUGGACCUUUAAGCAGAUUCCAGAAAUAAUGUAUGAAUCAUGAAUUCAGAGUAUAACAUUUAGAAAAAGAAAGAGAAUCACCUAUGCAUAAAUUUCAAAGAUCUAUUAGAAAACAUUAAAUUUAUGUUAUGGCACCUUAUCUUUUUGCUGUUGAGAUACCUACUGAACCAUUUGAAUCAUCCAUCAUUAGAUAAAAUACUAUCAAAAUUGAAAAAAAAAAUACUCAAUUACUUGAUGUAAUUAAAUAAGAAGAUCCUCUUUAAAUUAAUUCUUCAAAAAUCUUAGAUCGAACUCCAACUAAAAAACCAAGUUUUUUUGAAUCCUUUUUAGUCAAAUAAAAAGAAAUUAUCAAUAGUGAAAAAAGUAAACUAAUCAAUAAAUAAUUUUCAUCAUUAUCUUAUCAUCUUUUAUCUAGAAAUGCUUAUAAAUCUAUUAAACCAUUUAAAUCAUAACUUCCUUAAAUUCAAACAUUAUUGAAUAAAUAAGAGCCUACCCUAUCUACUGAAAGAAGUGCAUAUAAAAAAUCUGAAAAAACUAUUAAGGAACUUUACAUCAAACCAUUCAUUCAUAAAUAUUCAUCAAGAAUCAGAUUAGCCACACUCCCAGACUUAAUUCCAAAUCAUAUUUAAUGA